UUGUCUGGCACAACACUGGCAUUGUUACAGCUACUACGACUGUUAUAGGAAAAGUUGGAAUUAAAAAUGGACCUUCCCGACCCCAGAAGAUAUCGCAUACCACAUAAUCGGAAUGGACAUGAGAUGGCGCAGUGAACUUCGUCUCAAGUGAUGAACAAAGGACUCCGUCACAAUGUUAACGGACGAGUCCCGAUUGAACUACUCUGUUACCAACUACAGCGAUCCACCAUUCCUCGAUGAUCCAAGAUUCAUAUCGCUUUUAAAACACAGGGGAUACAACCACAGUGCCAGUUUUGGAGAAGUAUUAAAAGCACUCAAUGAUUGGAAGAGCAGAUACAACAUUUCAGUGUACAAAGAAUGCGACAGGUUCGAGUAUUGCUCUGGAGACUUCAGAGAGUUGAUUUUGGCGUACAACAGUAUUCAUGGAUAUGUCAGUUUGUUGGUUUGCCUGUUCGGCAGUUUAGCCAAUAUUCUCAAUGUAGCAGUGCUGACGCGGCGGGACCUAGCGGCAGUUCCCAUCAACCGGCUGCUGAAGUGGCUGGCGGUGGCCGACGUCUUCGUCAUGAUGGAGUACGUGCCCUUCGCCAUCUACAGAUACCUGUUGCUGCCCGGCCAGCAGGACUACCCGUACUCAUGGGCGGUGUACAUGCUGUUCCACAUGCACUUCACGCAGAUUCUUCACACAGCCUCCAUACUUCUCACGCUGUCCCUCGCUGUGUGGAGGUACCUGGCGAUCAAGUACCCUUCAUACAGCGCGUCUCUGUGCACGGAUCGCCGGUGCACCGCCGCGAUUCUAGCGAGCUUCAUCCUCCCGCCCAUACUGUGCAUACCUUCGUACUUUGUGUUCACAAUCCACAAUGACUUCACUGUGGACCAGUCUGGGACCAUUCCUACGAAGGUGUACUACGUGGACUCAGACUACGAUGGGACUCUGUACCAGAUCAACUUCUGGGUGCAUGGUGUGCUCAUCAAGCUGUUGCCGUGUGUCAUCCUGACGCUGAUCAGUGCUUGGCUCAUUCGGGCGUUGUACCGAGCUAAUAGCAGGAAGAAAGCUUUGAAAGGGUAUAACGCCUGCCCAACUAUAGUGAACGGCAAUGCUAAAAAGAACGUGUUCACAAGGAAGUCUACGAAGAGAUCGAAGGCUGAGCGGCGCACCGACCGGACCACCAAGAUGCUGGUCGCGGUGCUCCUCCUGUUCCUGAUGACGGAGUUCCCGCAGGGUAUAUUAGGUCUUCUAAGCGGAGUGCUGGGGCGUUGCUUCUUCAAGCGCUGCUACGAUCUCUUCGGGGAGAUGAUGGAUGCACUGGCUCUCCUCAACGGGGCCAUCAACUUCGUCCUCUACUGCUCCAUGUCCCGCCAGUUCAGAACCACUUUCGGGCACAUGAUCAGGAAUAGGUGUGCUCCUACACCAAGAGCAAGUUCCACCACAGAACUGCAGACGACUUACGUGUGACUAAAAAAGUGUCGCAGAAGUGUGACGCAGCAUUUUUUGUGAAGUUACCGAUCAAUGUAUGAUACAUUGCAUCCUGUGGGUCUAGACAAAGUGCAAAUUAUAAUUGCAAACCAGUCGAAAAGUUGUCGAAAAGCCCCUUUUUUGUAUGGAGUUUUGACGGAUUCGAUUUUCAAUUCGAUCAAAAAGUGCGUUUUGUCUAAGGGGGCUGGACUUCUAGGAGAAGGCAGAGAGAGCGAACAAUGUAUGUGAUGUAUUUGACAUCACAGUCAGUUUGUUUUUUUGUUCAAAGAGGCCAACGUUAUCGUUUAAAGACUUUUAAGAUUAAAGAGACGGUUUUCAAGAUGUGGAACAUGUAUGUUGAUUGUUUAUACGUAUCUUGUUAUCGUAUAAAGCUUUCAUCCUAGAUAAUGCUCGACUAUUGUAUAUGACAAGCAGGAAAUUGGUGCCGUUCUGAAUCUUUAUGAUAAAGAUUUUAUAUUAUUACUAAGUCUGUCAGGCAUCAGGUAGAUCCAGCUGCGCUGCUUGACAACAAGAAAAUUGUUUUCACUUUUUAAUGGUGGUUGAUAAAUUAAUCUCCGAGUGCUAGUAUUGGCAUUGUUUGAGUAGCCCUGUACAAUUGGAAAUUAUGAAUGUUUAUAAAUAAGGAAAAUUGUAUAAAAUGUCUAAAAUUAAGAUACAAUUAUGGCGUCGAUUGCAAAAUGUUGAUGCGAGUAAAAUAAAAGAAUGUCCGUCUGAUUGAUAAACAAUAAUGAAAUUAACAUUGCUCUCAAGAUACAAUAAAAAUAGGAUCCCGUUUUUACCCUUUGGGUAGGGAACCCUAAAAAGCUUAGUAUGACCACAGUAUGACGCCUGUAGGCGAAGUGUGUCAAGAAGUGUAAAUUGAAGAAAUAAAUUUAUGCUUCGCAACAAAAUAAAGUAAUUGUUCAAUGUAUUACUAAUUUAAUGAUGACGUAUAUUUUUGAUUUGUGCUUUAAAACUGGACUCAAGGAAAUUAAAUGUAAAUUCUUGAUUAUACAGUUUAUUUUG
This is a messenger RNA of Ostrinia furnacalis (Asian corn borer), 2479 nucleotides long. RefSeq names its product neuropeptide receptor A20 (gene NGR-A20). NCBI's taxonomy places the organism in Eukaryota, Metazoa, Arthropoda, Insecta, Lepidoptera, Crambidae. The coding region runs from base 173 to 1453 and encodes 426 amino acids. Gene Ontology annotation, molecular function: G protein-coupled peptide receptor activity. Gene Ontology annotation, biological process: G protein-coupled receptor signaling pathway. Gene Ontology annotation, cellular component: plasma membrane. The transcript is spliced from 8 exons. The record is from RefSeq and is a predicted model, not a curated record.